AUGAAGUACAUUCUCGUCGCCUCUCUUCUCACCUCCGCAGUUCUUGCUGCCCCCUUCGCCCAGCAGGGCCAGGGCAAUGCGAACACCGGCAACAACAAUGGCGGCACCCAGAACACCCCCACCGGGGCCGGCGCCACCAACGGUCAGACUCCUACCGCUGGUGACCUCGCCACCGCUGUCUCCAACUGGAUGGCCGACACUUCCAUGGUCUCCAACUUCCUGAACACCGGCGCCAGCAUUCAGAACAACGCUGCCUUCAAGCAGGCUGCUCUCGUCGCCUACAACGCUGAAGUCGAUGAGCUCAACCAGAAGGCUGUGAUCGAUGCUGCCAACAGUCAGCAGCCCAACGUACAGGCCGCCAACUCUACCCUCGCCACCGGUGGUGCUUUCAUGGAUGUCGUCACUAAGCUUCAGAUCAUGUCCGUCCAGGGCAAGGCUGCUGCCAACAACAUCGACCUGAUCAACCAGAACCGCUGCGUCAACGUCCUCCCCAACAUCGAUGCCUACAUGGCCUCCACCGGCUCCAGCUCCCAGGCUGUUCGUCCCCAGGUCUGCGACCAGACUGGUGUUGCUGGUGGUGUCCAGGGCAGUGGUCCCACUCUUCCCGGCCAGCCCGCUGGUACUCCUCAGGCCGCUUUUACCGCCGCUCAGGCUCUUCAGCAGGGUCAGGGUAACGGUCAAGUCCAAAAUGGUGCCGCUACUGGUCAGACUGGCGCCGCUACUGGUCAGACUGGUGCCAACGGACAGACUGCUGCUGCCGCUGGCGCUGCUGGUGGUAACGCUGCUGCAGGUGGCAACGCCGCUGCAGGUGGUAACGCCGCUGCAGGUGGUAACGCCGCUGGCGCCGCAGCCGCCGCUGGUGGCAAGGGCAAGGGCAAGGGCAAGGGCAAGGCCAAGAACAACUAA
Messenger RNA from Didymella exigua CBS 183.55, 906 nucleotides. RefSeq lists its product as uncharacterized. Lineage: Eukaryota; Fungi; Ascomycota; Dothideomycetes; Pleosporales; Didymellaceae. The coding region runs from base 1 to 906 and encodes 301 amino acids. The transcript is spliced from 3 exons. The record is from RefSeq and is a predicted model, not a curated record.